CUUUUUACAAGGGAAGGAAUAAAACACAAGUGAAACUAAAGCUGCGCAACUAAACUUCGAACAGUAGCUCUAUACUCGCAUUUUCAUCGUCUUGUGAUCAGAUCACAAGUGUGACCAUCGAGAUUACGGAUGGCGACUGGGCCUGAACCAGGAAUUGAGCUUGGCAUUAAUUCACCAUGGAGUCCAGAGUUCAUCCAGGAGCUUCUCCCAUCUGCGGAGCGAACUGCUCUCCUCUAUCACCUGUCUUACCUGUGUCUGGGAGGCUUCCCAAAGUUGGAGCGUCUGAUCAGAGAACGAGCUAUAGAAACGCAACUGCUGUUUGGAUCAUCUGAGGCCGUUCUGCUGAAGUGCGUCGGCACAAGUUCCAACCUGGUCGCCUCCCUGUUCCCAAUACUGAAGAAAGCUGUUGAGAUGAACAAACCUGUUCUGGCAUUAAGGUACCUGGAGAAAGCCAAAGCAUGGAUCAGUGACAUCAUUACAGCGGUUGAUGACAUGGUGAAGAGGUAUGAUCAACAAAAUAAAAGUGUGGCAACAUGCACCAGUAAUGUGUUUGAAGAACAGGAAGAGACCCAAGAAAAACAAACAAAACACUCUGAUGAGAUGAAGGGUUUGGAGGAUGCUUUGGCCAAGCUUGAAGUGGAGCUGAGGAAAAAUGUUGACGAUAUGAAGAAAAAUGAGAAGAAAAUUAAAGACUCAACCAACGAGCUGCAGGAUCGCAUCAGAAAAUAUGAAGAAAAACAACGUUCCUUGUUUUUCAUGGUCUUUCAGAUACUGUUUGGAGUCAGUCAAGAUUUUUCGAAGAUAGCUGGUUAUGUUGCCAUAGAAGACAAACUGUCCCAUCUAGAGACUGAAAAGAACCAUCUGCGAAACAAUGAGUGGGACAUCAAAAUCCGACAAACUGAUCUUCAGCUGAAGCUGGCCACUAACAAAAUAAAAAUGGGUGAGAUUCCCAGUACUGUCCACCUGACAGAAGUCCAGCAGUGUCUUCAUCAAAUCCAGCAAGUUCUGGUUGAUCUUAAAAAGUUCUGGGAGAAGGUGGGUGUAACGCUGGACACGCUGAAAGACAAGACCUUUGUUGGGGAGGACAUCAUAGACCUGGAAGACCUGAAGGAUGUGUUUCUGGCCUCCAUCGAGGAAGCAGGAAAGUACUGGCAGAGAUUUGGUGCAUGCUCUCAGCGAGCGCAGGGCGUCUUCAGCGUUCAGUCAAAAGAUGCAUAUAAAUUCCUGGAGAUCAAUCCAUCUUGGCUGACUGAGGAGGAAAGGAGUAAGCAGUACGCGUCUAUCAUGAAGAAGCUGAAGAAAAACGGUCCUCGGGGCUCGUCCACAGCCACCAUCAAUGAGUGACAUGCAGAGAUCACUUGUCACUUUUGUCAUGCUUUGUGAUUUUUUUUUAUUUUAUUUUUUUUUUUUAAUUUAUUUUUUUUUUACAACUCAUACAUACUCUUUAGUGAUUUGAUUUUAAUAAUGGAUAUCUUGGUUGUAUGCCAACUGUCUUAAAACUGCUGGUUUGUAGACUUUGAGUCUAAAUUUAAGUCUUAGAGUGUUUUAAGAGUGUUUAUGUAGGCCUAGGUCCCUAUCUCAUGUAGUUUGUCCCAUAGGAGACUGUCAACCAGUGGCGGCUCGUCAGGGGAGGCACAGCUUCCCCAUAAUUUUGAGGUGAAAAUGGGAGG
Molecule: messenger RNA, 1670 nt
Organism: Sinocyclocheilus anshuiensis
Lineage: Eukaryota; Metazoa; Chordata; Actinopteri; Cypriniformes; Cyprinidae
Exons: 7
Coding region: 130-1344 (404 amino acids)
Source: RefSeq, a predicted model, not a curated record